UUGCAGUCAACCCUUGAGUAAAGUGGACGUUGCAUUUGCUUCMCCACUUGGAAUAYCGUUAACAGAAAGUUCAAUCAGCUCGGUCAGCCACAGCCCAAUUAAAGAGCAAACGAUGGAGAGCCCGCGCUUUGAUCAAGUGAUGGARAAGACCUCAUUUGCCAAUCAAACCCUAACGAAGGAAAAAGUGAYGGAAAAGACCCRCUUUAUAAACCAAAGCCCAACAAAAGAAAAAUUCUCGGAAAAUUCACCACGCUUUCAGUACACAUUCAAACAAGCCGAUCCUUCAACGACAAAUAAAAUGUAUUACAUCAACAUGGCAAGUGRCAUCACUCAAGGAGCAUGCGCAGAUGAUGAAACAUCUGUACGUUCGUACAAUGACAAUGUACCUCAAUAUUCCCCAGGUAUGACUCCAAGGACAAAUAUUCUGUCCCACAUGGCUAAGAGCAAAGUAUCAUGGGUUGAGGAUACUUUACAAAAUCGCAUCGAAACAGCACAUCGAAAGAGUCCAAUCCUAAUCAAAGGAARAAACCCYAGCAAMUUUGAAACUCCCUACGAGAAAAACCAGAGAACGAAAGAUAAUUCYACCAAGGGAGUGAGGGACGGGCGCCGAUUUGACCUAUUGCCCAUAUCAAAAUACCUAGCUCUGUCCAAGCGCGAAGAUWRCACGCACCAAGAAACUCGCCUUCCCCUCGUGCGGAUAAGYUCUGUGCAAAAAAUCCAAGUAUUYUAYAACUCAAGACAAUGCUAUCCAAAUACACUACAAAGGCAAAGGCUUCCAAAAACAUUUUUUGCGCAAAAAAACAUUUUCAAGCCAAGAGAACUUCGUAGUCAACCAACAAGGGGGGAAGCMGCGUUCGUUGACAUACGUGAACAAUUACCGCGUCUAUAUAAAAAGCAAUACAACGCGCCUGUUGUUGAAAUGGGAAGAGAUCAGAAAUUGUCUGGUGGGAUGAAAGAAAAAGCUAAGAUAUCGUUGCCUUCAGUAUCUUAGUGAACUGUCAGUCAACAGUUUUUUUAAAAACUCUCUGUGAUUUAUAAAGCCUCUAUGAUACUAUUUCUUUCACUCAGUAACUUAAAGUUGUUACACUUAACCCGUGAAACACUAAUGAAACAUAGAAAACAAAGUAAGGUAUCUACCAUUUCACUGGUUGAGUGUAAGGACUGUAGUAACAAAAAAUUGUCGCUAACCCUUUUCGCUUUCGCAGCUAGUUUUAGUUUGCCUGUAAAUCCAAGGCACUAAUGCUGGCCUUGGAGCCAUUACUAACUCAAGCUCCUAAGACAAUAUACUUAUAAUAAUAUAUAUUUGCCUAAAUCUACACAGAUGAUUUCCAUGAAGGACCCAUUGUAUACAAGACAAUAUAAUCCACUAAUGUGUGAAAAUUAUCUAAAAGAGAAGGAACAAGAUAGCAUGAAAACCUUUGCUCUGGUUCCUUUCUAUCUACUUCACUAAGUGAAGUUAAAAAUGCUGACUUUAGUUAAAAAGGAAGUGACAAUGGAAGGAAAAAAGGAAAAUGAACAACUUCCAUUCCACUUCCUUCACUUCAUCCAUAAAAAAUGUAGCUGCAAUUGAGGUCAAAGUCAUUAACUUUACGGCAUUUUGACCUGACUGGUAAACACUGUAAUAUUGUAACUGUUAGAGUGCAAACAUUAUAGGUGUGCAACAAUAGAAAACAAUAUAAUKAGCAUACUUAUKAAAAAGUUUGUACUAUCAACUUUAUGUUGCACACCUGAAGUGUUUGUCAUAUCUCAUGUAAAAGAAGCUUGAAGGUUGAUAAAUAAAAAUGACAUUCAAUCCAAUAAUAUUUGUGAAGCAGCUUUUAUUGUACAGAAAUUCAAAGCACCAACUUAAAACUGGAUCAUUUGUCCCUGAAAAGAACAAAAACAUGAAUGUAAAUUUAUUUAUGCAGGAUUUGAUUUCAUUAAUUAAGGAAACAUUUGAAAUAUUAAAAACUUGAAAACAACGCAAGGCAUUGUAUACAUUCUUUCCCUUCACAUUAAAAC
Messenger RNA from Exaiptasia diaphana, 2001 nucleotides. RefSeq lists its product as uncharacterized. The transcript has a single exon. The record is from RefSeq and is a predicted model, not a curated record. NCBI's taxonomy places the organism in Eukaryota, Metazoa, Cnidaria, Anthozoa, Actiniaria, Aiptasiidae. The coding region runs from base 113 to 991 and encodes 292 amino acids.